AUGCCUUCUUCCAACCCACCAGGCUCGAUACGUCGCCAUAUCCUCAGAAUCGUUAGCUUUGGCCGAUACAGGAGUCGCAGUGCAGAAGACACAGAACCGCUCAUCAAAGCCUACGGCUCCGGCCGCAGACACAGUGCACCAGCCGACAUGGAUGCGCAGUCAAUCAAACGACCUACAUACACUGCACACCAAAGCCCACGAUCUUCGAAUAGCGCUCAGACGACCAUCAUCCACGAUAUUCCACCAGGCACGGUGCCCUUCUCCAUCAACGCCUUCCGAGACCAACAUCGCGGUUACUUCGACCCUGAGUUUGAUACGCCUAGCCAAGAGUCAGAGCAAGAGAUUACAGAACAACCGUCUACUCACAGUACUCAUAUCGCAAACAUGACUAGCCGCAAGCGCAACGAAUUCCUGGAUCACGGUAUCAGCGACGAGGAGGAAGAUGCAGGCUACAACUCAGAGGAGCAAGAAGAGAGCCGUGGCGCGCGAUCAAUCAAGCGCCGAAGAGUCGAGCAAGACUCGGACGACGACUCGCAAGACUUUGACGACGAAGGCGAGGAAGCUCUGGACAAGACAAGUGCCAUCGCCACAAAAUCCGUACCUGCAGCCUCAAAGGGACGCUUCGAGCUAUCCGAUGAAGACGCCGACGACUUUGUCCCCGAAGACGACGAUGAAGACGACAACCUCGAAGACACAACAGACGCACCAAGAGAAAAAACAGUAAAACCCCUCACCCAAAAACAACUCCUCAAAGCCCAAAAGGCAGCUAAGAAAACCGGCGUCAUCUACAUUUCUCGCAUCCCGCCCUUUAUGAAACCCGCAACCCUCAAACACUACCUCUCUCCCUACGGCGACAUCGGUCGCGUCUUCCUGACCCCCGAAGACCCCAUUGCCCAAAAACAGCGCGUCCGCAACGGCGGCAACAAGAAAAAAUCCUUUACGGACGGCUGGGUCGAAUUCUUGAACAAAAAAGACGCAAAGGCUGCUGCGGAAACGCUAAACGGCAACAUCAUCGGUGGNAANAAAGGAAACUUUUACCAUGAUGACAUGUGGAAUAUGAAGUAUUUGACUGGGUUCAAGUGGAGUCAUUUGACCGAGCAGAUUGCGAACGAGAAUGCUGAAAGGGCGGCGAGAUUAAGAGCAGAGGUUGCGAGGACGAGGAGGGAAAACAAGAGUUUCGUCGAGGAUGUGGAGAGGAGUAAGAUGUUGGAAGGCAUGCGGGCAAAGAAGGCUGCCCAGGCGGACAGGGCUGGUGUUUCUUCCUCUGCUGCUGCAAGCAAACCCGCUGCUGGAGUCAGAGAGCUGAAGAGAGACUUCAAGCAAAACGAAGUCAAGAGCAAGAGAAUCAAGGACUCGACAAGGUCGGAACAGACGGAAGAUGUUCAGAGGGUUUUGAGCAAGAUCUUUUAG
Molecule: messenger RNA, 1410 nt
Organism: Aureobasidium vineae
Lineage: Eukaryota; Fungi; Ascomycota; Dothideomycetes; Dothideales; Saccotheciaceae
Source: the annotation of a GenBank genome assembly